Cuscuta campestris is the source of this 3556-nucleotide messenger RNA. The record is from the annotation of a GenBank genome assembly. NCBI's taxonomy places the organism in Eukaryota, Viridiplantae, Streptophyta, Magnoliopsida, Solanales, Convolvulaceae.
GUCGAUUUUCUAGCAUCUUUACAUACUUUGGCAAAAUUACAUGCAAACCCGCUCAACUAGUGGGGGUAGUUUUGCUCCGUUCACUGAAAAUCCUGAGAAAAUUCUCCGACAAAAUACUUUGAAAAAUUCACCCGGUGGGGAUUUUAAGGAAGAAGAAGAGAUAGAGGUUGAUCGGCCCAUAAUGGAGGAAAAUAACGGACGUAGGCGGACUGUGCUCCAAGCCAUGAGCCCCGCCUAUGUUGAAGAAGACCCCAUCGGACUCCCGAACACUGACGCCCACACAUUCGAGAUCAAACCUGCCAUGAUCCAAAUGGUCUCGAAUAAUCAGUUCGGGGGUAUGAAGGGAGAAGAUCCAAGGGCCCACAUGCUAUGGUUCUCCCGAACCUGUCAGACGCUGAAGAUGAACGGAGUGACCUCCGAUCGUAUCAAACUAUCACUCUUUCCUUUCUCACUUCGAGAUAGGGCGGCCCGAUGGUUGAAUACGUUCUCAAAGGGUCAUUUCAAAACCUGGGAGGCACUACACCAAGCUUUCAUGCACAAAUACUUCCCACCAUCCGCCAUCGCCAAAAUCAAACGAUCGAUCCAGAAUUUCUCUCAAGAUUCGAUCGAAUCCCUAAGCGAGGCAUGGGAAAGAUUCAAGGAUCUGAAGAUCAAAUGCCCACCUGCCCUAAUUGAUGCUGAUAGCCUGAUGUUCCAUUUUUAUCAAGGACUUCUGGUGCCGUCAAAGAAAGAACUCGACCACUCUUCUAAGAGACAAGCUGAGGAUCCCACGACCGAGAUGAAGAAAAUGCUAGAAGCAAAAGACAAGAAAAAUGAAGAAAGAAUCCAGAGAUUGGAGGAGUCGAUGCGACAACUUAUGGAACAAAUGACGAUCCGACCUCCAGGAACUUUGCCAGCCAAAACUGAAAACAACCCACGAGAACACCUCAAGGCUGUUACCUUGCGAAGUGGGAAAGAAACGAAGGGCAUUGGCCAGAGUUCUGAACCAACUCUGAAAGAUUAUGUGGCUGAACCAGUCAAUGAGCCAACUGAGAAGAAGAAAGAAGAAGAAAAGAAGGACAAAGAACCUUUCCAGUCCCAAUAUCCAAACAGCGAUCUCCCGCUAAAGAAGGUGACCAUACCCUUUCCUUCAAGGGUAAAGAAGAGCAAGGAUGAAAAAGCCUUCAAGAAGUUCUUAGACAUCAUGGGCCAAGUUGAAGUCAAACUGCCCUUAGUCGAUGUCUUGACGGAAAUGCCAAAGUACGCCAAGUUCUUGAAAGACUUGGUCACACAUAAAAGGGACUGGGAGGAACUUCCAAUGAUCAAUCUCAAUGCAAGCUAUUCUGCGUUGUUACUCCAGCACAUGCCUGAAAAAUGCAAGGAUCCAGGGUCUGUUGAGACACUUCUCGGCCUGGAGGAGAUUUUGAAGGUUGAGGGGAUUGAACCAAGUAAGUGUGAGGAUGUUCAGGAAGUUGAGGCUAAGGGACUUGAUUCCCUAGAAUUGAAGCCACUUCCCAAACAUCUUGAGUAUGCAUUUUUGGAUGACGAGGGCAAAUGCCCAGUCGUCAUCGCAUCUGAUCUGAGUAUGGCUGAUUACCCUGCUAAUGGACUAGACUUACCUUUUGCUACCCCCGAGGCGCGCGAUCGAUAUCGGGAUUGGGGUAGCAAGAAGGUAUUGACGCCGCCGAUGAUAUUGGACCAUGCAGCGCUGGAGAGCAUGGGGUAUUGGGAGGAGGUUGAUGACUUCCUCCAUGACCCCAAAUGGAGGCGCUUGCUUUCACUCCGUGCACAAGCUAGCGUGCCACUAACGAUGGAGUUCAUCUGCUCGCUGAGGUUCGGCGUUUAUGGGAGCAGAGUUCGAGAUGUGGAGGGAGUCCAUCCCUCAGUACGGACGACGUUCACGCUUCGUGGGACGAGAUUUGAUAUUCCCGUUCUUGAUCUAGGACGCCUGCUGGGGAUAUAUACUCCUGAGGAGACGAGCUCACCGGACUUUCUUGCCCUGCCACGUCGACUUCCUUUGGAUGUUGACGUCAAGGCAUUUUGGAGGACUCAUUCACGUAGCACUAGAGACUUCAGCAACAAAUACAGCUCAUCAUCCGAUUGGAGGAGUCCCGCGUGGAGGAUACUUAGUCACCUCCUCUGCUGCAGCUACUUUGGACGUCAUAAGAACGCCAACAGAGUUUACGACACUGAUCUGAUCUUCUUUUGGAGCCUGGAGAGCCACACACCUGUGGACCUUUCCUCUUUUGUUGGGCGUUUCCUAUUUGAUCAGUCGACAGGAAACCGCCAUCACAUACAGGCUGGACCCAUUAUCACUCUGUUGGCGCGCGCCCUCGUGCCUACCAUCGUCAUCCCAGACCUUCUCCCCGAGGAGUCUAGUGUACGGCCUAUCACUUCUGAGUCUCUCAUCCACAUGGGAUUCAGAAAGAGGCCACGCGACACUACAUACGAGCCAGAUCAGGACACGGGCACGGGCAGUCCUUCAUACAUGCCGGCGAGCAUGCCCGCAGAUGGAGCCUCUUCCUCUGCUGUUCCACGUCCAUUGCCUACUACAUUUGAGGAGCUAACCACUGCUUUUGGUGAUCUCCGGACAUCGAUUGAUUCACGCUUCCAGCUUUAUGAGCAGCGGUGGACCGCCUUUGAGCAACGUCAGGAGACUUGCUGGAAGGAAAUCCAGGAUCAUCAGCAUCGCAUUGAGACUAGCCUUGCAGAACAGGGUACGCAAAUUGCCCAUAUCUUGGACUACGUGGAGGCACAGCAAAGAGUCCCUAGCACCACUCGCCAGAGAGGGCGCGGUCCACGGCAUGGAGGAGGACGUGGGCAGGGUGGAGGUAUAGGCGGUGGAGAAGUGGUCUCCACCGGGGAAGACACGGCGCGUUCGUCGUUUGAUGAGGAGUCGGUGGAACUGUCGGGAGUGGAAGGAGAAGAUGACGGGGACAGUGACACUGCCGGCUGCUGGGUUGGGACUGGUACGGCAGUGGGGACAGGAGACACUGCCGGCUGCUGUGGCAUCGGUUCGGCAGGGGUGAUAGAGCCUGACCGCCGCUACCACUUCCCUGGACGUGCUGCCCACUGGCGGAAGGAGCUGGAGAGGCGCUGCCAUGCCGAUGGACACCACGGCCACCUGAUGACGAGCCACCGCGACUGCCACGACCCCGUCCUCCACCACGAGCAAAUUGUGCUGGAAAUCCAAUGAGUUCAAAAUAGGUGUCCACGCUAUGAUUGGUACGGCCACAAUGCGAACAAGAUCGGCUUGGACCCGGAGGACGUUUGUCGGGUCUGGCAGCAAAAGCAACCGAGUCCGUGCGAUCAUCUCGAUUGCGAAUAAUGUGGCGAUGAGGCUCCUCUUGAGUCACCAAAAAAUACGCACGGUCGAGAUUGGGCACGGGUUCUGUACCAAGAAUUUGUGAACGAAUAUUUCCAAAUUGUUCAUCAUCCAGACCAAGCAAAAAAUCCACGGUCUUGUCACGUUCAAUACGAGCGCGUGUGACUGCCGCGGCUUCACACCGGCAGCCCCCGGUGAGAUCAGAGGUGUCAUUUAAUUGAUUCCACAAGGUAAUGAAUUGAUUGUAAUAAG